This is a messenger RNA of Monoraphidium neglectum, 2268 nucleotides long. RefSeq lists its product as hypothetical. The coding region runs from base 1 to 2268 and encodes 755 amino acids. Gene Ontology annotation, cellular component: nucleus. The transcript has 11 exons. Lineage: Eukaryota; Viridiplantae; Chlorophyta; Chlorophyceae; Sphaeropleales; Selenastraceae. The record is from RefSeq and is a predicted model, not a curated record. Gene Ontology annotation, biological process: attachment of spindle microtubules to kinetochore; protein localization to kinetochore.
AUGACCCGAAAGCUGAUGCAGAUCAUGGGAGGCGACGAGGGCGACAACUCGGCCGAGGUCCCCGCCGCUGUCGCCGCCGCUGCUGGCCCGGCCGUGCAGCGCGCCGCUGCGGACGAGUGGGCGGGCGUGCCGCUGGCGCGCGGCUCGCUGGGCGGGGGACGCGGCAGCGUAGGCAGCAACAUGGUCGUCACCUCAAACCUCCUGCGCCACGGCAGCGCCGGCGCGCAGCUGCUGGGCACCACCACCCGCCUGCUCGCCGACGGCGACGACGUCCCAGCGCCCGCUGCCGUCCCUGCCGCCGCCGCCGCCGCGGCCGCCGGCUCGGGCCCCGCCCUCGCGCCCUACGACGAGGGCUUCACCCAGCAUCUGCUCGCAGAUGCGACCGGCGCCUCGGGCUUCGUCCCGCGCCACAGGGCGCCUGCCGCCGCCGCCGCCGCCGCCGCCGGCCUCGACGGCGCGUCGGACCCUUCGCUGGAACUGCAGGUCGCGAUGGCGGCCGCGGCCGCCGCGGGCGGGCGCGGGGGCGAGGGGGAGGGCGCGCUGAUGGAGGACAACACCAUCGACGAGUUCGCGCCACCGCCCGAGCUGGCGGCCGCGGCGGCGGCGGCCGCGGCGCAGGGGUCGCGGGAGGCGGCGGGGGAGGGGGAGGAGGGCCCCGAGGCUGGGAUGGACGGCGGCCGCGGGGCGACGAUGCCUUUCUCUGGCGCCCCGGCCGGCGUGCUCGGAGGCGCGACGCCGCGCGGCGCGCCCCCGGCCGCCCACCUCAUCACGUUCCAAGACUUCCUGCAGAUUGUCGACAUGCAGUUCCUGGACCACAUCCGCCGCGGCACAAGCAUCAAUAUGAUGGACCUCGCGCCGGGGCCCGUCCCCUCAGACCUGGCCGACGGCCUCAGGGCGCUGUCGCUGACGGGCCCCGAGGCGGCUGUGCUGGAGGGUGCGCUCAACGAGCUGCACGGCGUGAUGCGCUCGAAGCGCGGCCAGGUGCACGCGCUGGAGGAGGAGCUGGAGGUGCACAACCCUGCCGUGUUUGCCGCGGUCCAGACCUCUCGUCGCACAGACUUGGAGGGGCUCAAGCACGCCCUCGUGCUGCGCAAGAAGUGCUGCCGCGCGCAGACCGGCUCCGGCUGGAAGCGGCUGCGCGCAGGGAUGGAGCGCGGGCUGGCGGGGCGGCUGGCGGAGCAGCAGGCGCGGCUGGAAGAGGAGCUCGCGUUCAACAACCUGCGGCGCGCGCACCAGCAGCGGGAGCUGGUGCAGGCGUUUGCCCUCGACGCGCAGCAGCGCAUGGACGCGGAGGCGGCCGAGCGUGACGCCGCGGGCGCAGCGCGCGCGCGGCUGCAGUACGCGCGCGCGCGCCUGGAGGAGCUGCGGGCGAUCAACGCGGACCGCCAGCGCCGCGCGGACUCGGUGGCGGCGGAGGCGGCGCAGCUGCAGGCUGAGCGCUCUCGCGUCGACGCGGAGCGCGCCGCGGCGCAGCAGCAGCUGGAGGGGCUGGCGUCAACAGUGACCAGCGUGCCGACGCCCGCGCGCGGCCAGCCGUCCGCCGACCGCCUGAUAGACGCCGGGGAGAGGUUUGACAUCCUCAUGGGCCUGCAGCCGUGGAGGCUCACUGCGGCAGAGGGCGGCGGCUGGCUGCUGCGCUUCCGCCUCGGCCUCACCUGCCAGCUCAGCUUCUCCGGCGAGGGCGGCAGCAUCGCAGCCAUCGCUGUGGCCGUUGACCCGCCCACAGGCAGCGUGCCUGCACUUCAGAGCAGCGUGCUGCAGCAGCUGGCGGCAACUCUGCCCAAGCAACACGAGCUCCCCGCAGCUGCGCUGCGCUGCCACAUGCCGCUGCUCGCGCUGCGCCUCGACCGCAUGGCCGCGCUCGCCGAGUGCGUCGGCCGCGCGUUUGUCACGUGGCGGCCCUUGGCCGGCGCGCGCGUCGACGCCGCGCGCGAGUCGCUGGUGCUGUCGUUCGUGGAUGCGGCGCGGGGAGUCAAGGUGGACCUGGGGCUGGGGCUGAGCGGCCUGCUAGACCCGAGGCUCAACACAGGCAUUGAGUCCAGCAUCGAGGUCGUUGUGGCGCCCGAGGGUUGGGCUGCGGCGGCCGAGGAGGCGCGGGCCUCGCUGGAGCCGGUGCUAGGGUCCUCGGCAGGCUCCGCGGCCGGCGCCGCCAAGCUGCUGGACAUGGUCUGCGAGCAUGUGUGCCGCCUGCUGCACGCUGGCUGCGGCGCAGGCGUGGGCCGGUCAGCAGCGGCUCUCGGUGCGCUGCGGGCCGGCGUCGCUGCGUGA